Molecule: messenger RNA, 2064 nt
Organism: Dendroctonus ponderosae (mountain pine beetle)
Lineage: Eukaryota; Metazoa; Arthropoda; Insecta; Coleoptera; Curculionidae
Product: esterase B1
Exons: 7
Coding region: 258-1940 (560 amino acids)
Source: RefSeq, a predicted model, not a curated record
GUGUGAAAAAUAGUCUGAGAUGGAUUCUUAUACAUCUUUAAUCAAACAUCAUGGCUCCUAAUCGCAUUCAAACUAUUACACAAGCGCGAUAAUUAUCAUUAAUUGCGAUUACGAUUCACUCAUAAUCAAGUGACUUUCACAUUUAUAUACUUCGUCGAGUCAACUGAACCAUCUAGUAGAAAAGUGUUUAGUUUAUCGGUCGGGCCAAUUCAAAGUUCAUUCCAUUGACUAUUUUGUAGCGCUAUUAAUGAGCGAAAAUGACCGAAAAUGCGAUUGUGCGGGUAUCCGAAGGUGAACUGAGAGGAAAAGUGUGCGCAAAUUGUACGGGAAAUGGAAGCUAUUUUAGUUUUCAAGGUAUUCCAUAUGCUCGACCUCCAUUGGGAAAGUUGCGCUUCAAGGCUCCUCAACCUCCAGAUAAAUGGACGGGGAUCAGAGACGCUACUCAAGAGGGCUCAGGAUGCUAUUCAAAAAGCCUCAUAACAAACGCCAUUGUAGGAUCAGAAGACUGUCUAUUUCUCAACGUGUACACUCCAAAGGUACGCAAGCUCCUUCAGGUGAAAGUGGGGAAAAAAAUUCCGGAAAAUUCCUUGCAGCUGGGCAGCAAAAAGGUUCUUCCUGUAAUGGUGUGGAUACACGGCGGCGGCUUCACAAAGGGCUCAGGAGGCACAGACUUGUUCGGGCCCGAUUAUUUAGUGGAAAAAGACGUUGUAUUGGUUACUCUCAACUACCGGGUUGGAGCUUUAGGGUUUCUGGCAUUUUCUGAUCCGUCCAUUGGAGUUCCGGGCAAUGCAGGCCUAAAGGACAUGGUGAUGGCCCUGAAAUGGGUGCAAAAGAACAUUAGCGAGUUUUGUGGGGAUCGGAAAAAUGUGACGAUAUUCGGAGAAAGUGCUGGCGCUGGAGCUGUUCACUUCUUGGUGCUGUCGCCCAUGGCCAAAGGUCUGUUUCAUAAGGCAAUAAUGCAAAGUGGUUCAGCUUUGGGUUCCUUCAUCCGAAGCAAACACAUAUUUACCUACGAACUAGCGCAAAAGCUGGGCAUAGAUAAUCAUAGCGACAAGCUGAUUUUAUCGGAGUUGCAAAAAGUCCCAAUUGAAGAACUAUUCAAAGCCAGUCAAGCCAUUUGGGAUUCGUUUUUGAUCAGCAACAUCAGGCCGUUUUGCCCAGUGAUUGAGCCCAAGUCCAAAGAACCAGGAUUUAUCACCGAAGAACCUUUGGAAUUGUUAAAGUCUGGACGAUACAAUAAAGUGCCAAUGAUUAUCGGUUACAAUACGCUUGAGGGCAUUUUCAUCUACGCCUUUAUGAAGGUUUUUGCGCGCCGGGGAAGCGACUAUUUCUUAUCGGACAUGAGUUUGGUGCCCUACACUUUAAACCUGCGGAUUAACAGUGAGCCAUUCAAGAGGGUAAGCGAGGAAAUUAGGAGAAUGUAUGGAAUAACUGGAGAAGAAAAUCUGAUGGUUAAAGCCGACAUGGAAAAGGGCAUAAAGCUGUACACUCACAACUAUUUCCUGACCGAUAUCUACAAGACCGCACUAAUUCACAGCAAAACCAGCAAGUUUCCGGUGUAUUUCUACAGGUUCGAUUUGGACACCGACCUGAAUUUCAUCAAAAAACUCGGGCAAGUUGAAACUAAAGGUGCUGGGCAUGCAGACGAUUUGCCAUAUUUCUUCAAAACCAUCCUCACCGACCAACCAAACGCCGACAGUCUGGAAUACAAACUGAUACAGAAAAUGACCAAACUGUGGACCAAUUUUGCCAAAGUUGGCAACCCCACGCCAGCGGGCCAGGACUUGGAAAUUAUGUGGAAACCCGCUAAGAAAGAUGAGUUCAACUUCCUUUCAAUGGAGAAUGAGCGGUUCAGGCUGCUGAUCGAUCCAGAGAAGGAAUUUGUGGAUUUUUGGCUGAACUUAUUCCGAAAGCACCAAGUACAGUUAUCAAAGCUGUAAUUUUUUAAGGGUGAUUUUGUCUGCAUAUUGAAAAUCUACGGGUAAUUGUCUGUUAACAGACGAGUAAGUUGGGUCAAAGUGCUAUGAAGGGUUCCAACCGUUUUAUUAUAUUUUUUGGAGCUUU